UUUUUUUUUUAUUUUUUUUUUUUUUUUAACUUUGCUAUUCAAGGAAAGAUGGAUCGGCUUACACAGUUGCAGGAUGCCAUUGACAAAUUGGCUCUGCUGUUUGUCUCCUCGCUUGAUCACCUUACCAAGAAUGCACCUUUAGUUCCCCUCAACUCAGAAGUGCCUGUUGUCACAGUACAUGGCAUGCCACAUGAACAACUUCAAAGUACGUAUGGCUUUCCUCCGUUUCCUCAAUACCCAUACCAUACCAUACCAUAAUAUCAUUCCAUACCAAUGUCAUAUCAUGUCAUAACAUGUCGAUACAACAUUGCCAUAAAUUGACAUAUUCACACCACACACAUACACAUAACAUAUACACAUACACGUAUAUAUAAAAGGCUCCGCACAAGAACUC
This is a messenger RNA of Lobosporangium transversale, 394 nucleotides long. RefSeq lists its product as hypothetical. Gene Ontology annotation, cellular component: mediator complex. Bases 49 to 258 code for a protein of 69 amino acids. The transcript is spliced from 2 exons. Lineage: Eukaryota; Fungi; Mortierellomycota; Mortierellomycetes; Mortierellales; Mortierellaceae. The record is from RefSeq and is a predicted model, not a curated record.